Phyllotreta striolata is the source of this 2391-nucleotide messenger RNA. NCBI's taxonomy places the organism in Eukaryota, Metazoa, Arthropoda, Insecta, Coleoptera, Chrysomelidae. The record is from the annotation of a GenBank genome assembly.
AUGACCGAAGAGGACGAAAUUGAUAUACUGGGAGAUUUCCAAUUGGAUUCCGACUCGAAUUUGUACGACGGGACGGCUUUGAUAUCGCAAAACUCGGAAUUGUUGAAUUGCGACUACACGAUACACCCGCAGUGGCUGCUGGACCGGCCCAGCACCAACCCGGACAAUUGGUACGAAACCGACGAUUUCCAGAAUUUGGGCGAGAAAGUCUCCCCGGAUACCGAUAGUACCGAUACUGGCGCUUGCCAUUUAUCCACGGAGAACAGCAUAACGGACGAAAGCGGCUGGACGGAGAAAGAAAAGAACCUGCUGGAACGGGGCAUAGAGAUAUUCGGAAAAAGCAACGUGAGAUUGUCCCAAUUCAUCGGCUCGAAAUCCGCCCCGGAGGUCAAAUAUUACCUGAAGAAUUUCUACUUGGAGAAUCACGCCAACCGAAAAAGCAGCGAGUGCGCUUUGGAAGGAGACGUUUUAGACGACGCUCAGAUACCGGCUAGUAUCGAGGAAGUUAUAGCAGCCGUUAGCACCGGUAAGCCCACGCUACAUUUAACGAAUCAACGAUCGAGGAAGAAGAGCCAUUCGACCGGCGAUCCCAACGAUAAGGAGCUAAUCGAUAGAACACCGGCGACUCCGAAGAAGAAAAAAACUUACUCGGAGAGUACAUCGAGGAGAAAUACUCCAGGCGUUAAAUUCAGGAUUAAAUCGAAGUUGAAAGAACCGUUUCAGCGUAGGAUAAUCAAGCAGAAAACCGUGAAAAUCGUUAAUACAGAGAGCAAUAUCAACGAAAUAAAGAGAGUCGAAAUCACUACUGGACGUGGACUGGCCGUGCCAAUUUGCGAAGGCGAAGAAAUCGUGAAAAUAAAGAAUGUAACCGAAGAUUCGGAUACAGACGUAGAUAUAGACGUGGAAACAUCGGAUAACGAAGCACCGAUUCCCAUUAAAACCAACAAUGAUACAAUUAGUUCGAUUAAAGAACAAAAACCGAUCGAAUCCUGCGAUGAUGCUCCCACAGACAACCUCUUAGAUCUAUCCAAAAUGGACGAGGCCCUACUGAAAGAAUUAGAAAGCCUGGAAGCGCCCGAAUGCGAGUUGAAAUUGGACAUUUGCAAACCCAGCGAGUUAGAGAAAGUGCUGAAUUACGAAUACUUCACGAACGCGUGCAGGAAAACGCCCGAACGUUACAUGAAAAUUCGCAAUCACAUCCUGCAAGGGUGGCAUUCGCAGAAACCCAAAUACCUGCACAAGACCAUCAGCAGGCAGGGCUUGAAGAAUUGCGGCGACGUGAAUUGCUUCGGGAAGAUACAUUACUUUUUGGAGCAAAUGGGAGCCGUUAAUUUCGGUUGCGAGCAAGUCAAUUACGAACGACCUCUUCUGGAUGCUUUGAAAGAAAAAUUGAUCGUCAAAGAGAAACGCAAAGGUAGAGUUAAAGAGUUUGUAUCGGAUAAGUGGAAUGCAUCGACGGCCAGAGCUAGACCUUCGAAGAAAUUUAACAACGACGGUGAAGGCGGGUACACAAUGUCGCACGAUGAAAACGGCCUCGUCAUCAAGCACACCAUCAUCAACGAAAAUCCCGUCGUCAAGCAAAAGCAAUACCUGAAAAAACCCACCAUCAGAUUGAUCUAUUGCAGACCGUUCAAGGACGACAUGCUGCAACCGUACAAGAUCAAAAUCGACCUGACGACGUUGCUGACGAUGGAUUUCCACGCGCAUUCCUGCAUGACCGAAGUGAUGGGGCUGAUCAGCGGCCGCUGGCGGCCCGACGACAACGUCCUGAUCAUAUCCCACUACGAGCCCUGCCUGAACAUCGCCUCGUCGGCCACGCACUGCGACAUGUGCCCCAUAUCGCAGGCGAUCGCGGCCGAUUCCAUACACGCCAGGAAACUAGACAUAUUAGGGUGGUUCCAUUCGCAUCCUACGUUCGCCCCGGAACCGUCGAACCAGGACUUGGAGACGCAGCAAUCGGUGCAAAAGUGGAUAGGCCAACGAAGGCCCUGCGUCGGGAUGAUCCUGUCGCCGUUCAGCCUCAACGGCGCCCUCAUCGCCUCGCCCUACCGUUGUCUGGUCGUCGAGAGGGGCGGCGCCGCGACGCCGGAGGGCGUCGAUAUCGUGCCGUACAAGUUCAAAGUCGACGUCGACGACGCCGGUUUCGACGUCGGCGCGUUGCUGGAGAAUUUGAGGCGCGUGCAACGGUGCGAUUUCGGCACGGGCGAACGCCACAGGGUCGAUUUCCGCAGGCCCUACUUGUACGAUGCGAACAUCACCUACCUCGAAAAGUAUAUUACCAGCGUUCGUAUGCAUUUGGCGAAAUUGGGAACGUUGAGCAAACAGACGUGCGAAAGUAUUAUCAAAGGAAUCUCAUCGGUUUGUCGUUCGGCGAAAAAGGAAGCCUCAUAA